UCUGUCUUUUGUCCGUAAAAUAAAAUAUACAUAUAUACAAGACAGCCCCAGCGCCGGCCAAUUCUUUGCAUCCACAAUCAAAACUGAUGUUUUCUAUGUUUCUGUCGAUCUUUAAAACUGAACACCCCAAAAACUAAAACCUACCACAAAAUUAUAACCAAUCUUUUACUCUCCUCACACUUAAUCUUAAGCUCAGAAUUAAUGGAUCGAAGGUCGAGCAGACAAAGCAAAGGGUCUCUAAGCCUACAAAAAAAGAUGGCGGAGACACGACGUAAGGAGAAACCAGCGCCGGACCUCACGGACUUUAUGAACGACAUGUUUUUUGGAGCAGUAGAUCACGUGGACAACAAAACCUACGACCUCACAGGUAGUAAAGGAGUGAACGUGGACGAGGAGGAGGAGGACGACGAAGGGUUCGACGACAGCACUAGAAGCAACAGUGCAAGGUUGACGCAAGAGUGGCUGCAAGAGGCACGACUCAUCGUGGGUUCCUCUCCUUCCCGCGGUGGAUCUCCGAGUCGUCUUUCAGGGUCCCCAAGGUUCGCAGCACCACAACCACCCUCACCCCUUUCCUCAUUGGACCACAGAGACUCUCUCUCUAGAACUAGGUCUGCACGAAGAUACAGAACAGGGGUAGGGAUCAGUGACGAGAUACUGUCAAAAACAGCCAGACACACUCGUAACAAAUCCGACACUUUCGCUCAACCCUCAUCGGACGAGGAUGGAUCCCCUGCAACGGCGGUUCACAACUGGUUCUCCAACAUCCUUAAACCGACCAAUAACAAUAACACACAACACACAACUCCUUCUCCUCCCGAUAAUACCCUUUUAACAUCUCUCCCUCCACGUCAGCCGCAUCCUCGAAAGUCACGCUUCCAAACGGAGCCCUCUGCUGCGCCUCACCCGCAGGGCAUCCAAACUCCCAACUCCAGGCGAACCUUCAAGACUUCUGCUCCGGAGAAUUCUCCUUCCGAUUCUGUUCCUCUUUCUCCGCCCAGGAACCUCGUCGAGUCUGCUCACCGGAGGACAAUAUUGUCUUCGACGUGCUCGCGGGAAAGGAUGGCGCCGAGGCAUGUUGCUGCAAAAGGAGAGCAAGCAUGCCUCAACGGCUUCCUCAAAGAGCAGAGGACUUUGCUGCACAAAAUCUCCACCGGAGAGUCCCAUGCAAAUGUGCAAAUCGUGCUUUCUGGGCCUUCCAACGGCACGGCGUCGAUGGUGGCUGCCAUUUGCCACGCCUGGCUCUUGGAUUACCGGCAGAAAGAAAAAGAGGGUGGCAUGGUGGUGGUGCCUGUCAUGAAUGUUAAGCGCGGCUCCAUGUGGAAGCUGAAGCAGGCUGCGUGGCUCUUUCACCAUGCUGGUCUUGAUGCCACUUCGUUGCUUUUCAUUGAUGAGGUGGACAUGGAAAGCCUUUUGAUGACUGGCCAACUGAGCGUCCUCGUGGUUGGACAAGAUGUCCUGAGCACUACUGGCGAGGUUGGAUCCCAAUGCACAGUGGUUACUGACAAUUACUGUGAAGAUGCCUAUGAUUUACUUGAAAACCCUGUUCUGAAGAAACUAUUGCUUGCCGGUAUUCUGCUUGACACACAGAAUCUAAAAUCAUCUGCAGCAAUAUCGAUGACAAGAGAUGCAGAAGCAGUCCAGUUGUUAUUGGCUGGCUCAGUCCCAAAUUACAGAUAUGCAUUAUUCGAUCAAUUGAUCCAAGACCAGGGAACUGCUUCUUUUAUCGAAGCUUUGAACCAUAGUUACGGGAAAUCUCCGACUGAAUGUGAAGAAAACAGUGAAGGAAAGACGAAGAAUAAAGUUCGCGAGAGAAAGUCAAGCUCUGUAUCUGAUCGCGAACCCACCAUAUCAAGUUCAAAAACAAAUUCCUCCGACACAAGAAGUUCUAAAGCUUUCAAGGUUUCCCCAAAUCCAGUCAAACUCGUUACGCCACCUUUGCUAUCUCCUUCUCCAGCUCCAACACCACAACAUGCGGAAAAGGAGGCCCCACGUGGCAAAAACAAGUUCUUCUUGGCAAGGUGGUUUGGUUUUGGUUCAAAAUGAAUACGUCUCGUCCAUCAAUGCCAUUGCCAAUGGCAACUUAAAUUUUGCAAAUUCUUCCUGUUAGCUCUUUAAAAUUUAUUAAUGAUUUUUUACUCCAAUAGCCAUCUGUGAAAGUACUUAAAAUCACUACUAUAUCUUCUUUUAUCCACGCAGUUCACUUCAUC
Molecule: messenger RNA, 2207 nt
Organism: Vigna angularis (adzuki bean)
Lineage: Eukaryota; Viridiplantae; Streptophyta; Magnoliopsida; Fabales; Fabaceae
Exons: 9
Coding region: 202-2043 (613 amino acids)
Cellular component (GO): cytoplasm
Molecular function (GO): exopolyphosphatase activity
Source: RefSeq, a predicted model, not a curated record